Molecule: messenger RNA, 6728 nt
Organism: Agrilus planipennis (emerald ash borer)
Lineage: Eukaryota; Metazoa; Arthropoda; Insecta; Coleoptera; Buprestidae
Exons: 4
Coding region: 304-6459 (2051 amino acids)
Source: RefSeq, a predicted model, not a curated record
CAGUAUAUAUAAGUGGUAUCGAGGUUUUUGCAUGAGUCGUAAACUCCUCCGCGACUACUAAAUAGGUAUUAAGUUGUAUAAUAAAUCAAUUUACGUAACGGAGUUUCGCUCAAAAACGCGAUCAUUUUUAACUUAACUGAACACCGAAACGAAAAAAACGGUCCCUUUCUCCGUUCAGCAAACAUAGAAAUUGGUGGAGUUUAGUCAUAGGCCACGAUCACGUUUAGUUUCAGUUCUGUUUGUGCUUUUGACUGAUUAACAUUGUCUUUAGUGUCGGACACGGAGGCCAUGCUGUGACUAAAAAUGAAUCUGAAAUUUUCGAUCGCCGUUUGUUUUGCGUUUUUCGCAGUGGUGGUUGUAGUUGCGGAUGAAACGUCAGUUUCAGAAAGUAACUUGAACAAUUCGACUUCGCUAGCGGAACUCGAACGAAAUAAUCCGGAACUGGACGUCGAAACGAAUGCAAAUCUGACGUCCGAAGACGAUGCGUUGAACGCGAAUCGUGACAAACGAACAUUAGGAACAAUGAUUCAAGGUGUGGCGGAUUUAUUUGGUUAUGACCUCCUGAAAAGGCCGUCGGCGGUCAAGGAGCAGCGGACAAGUUGGUUCCCGCCUGUAUUAUCACCGCUUCCUGUUGAGAGGCAAUCGGCAUCAUCAAAAUCGACGAUGUUUGCAAUCAUACCUCAAUCAGCCUUGUUUCCACAAGCUCAGCAAGCUGCACCAACCCCCGCUACCAUUCACUUACAAGUGCAUCAGCAACCCGCGCCGCCAGCCCAAGUGCAUAUUCAAACAGUUCCAGUGCAACAAUCUCAACCACAAGUGCAAUUCCAACCUCUGCCUCAACCACAGCAAGUGCUCGUUCAGGCUUCCCAGCCUCAACCACAACAGGUGCUUGCGCAACAACAACAGUCCCAGAUACCAAUUCAAUCUCAAGCUCAGUCCCAGGUUCAAAAUCAACAACAAGCGCAGUCGCAAGUUCAACAACAGCCCCAAUCUCAAAGUCAAUCUCAAAUUCAGACGCAACCGCAAACUUCUCUUUGUGUGAAUUUCAAUACUGCAUCCGCUCAUCCUUGUCUUCAAGGCAAUGCUCUUCCACAAGCUGUUCCUCCUCAACCUCAAUCUUCACCCGUACAACCCUGUCUUAAUGCCGUUCCAGUAAGUCCUCAAGCAAUUGCCCCUUGCCUUCAAUCCUCGGCUGUGCAGCCUUGUCUUAAUUCACCAUCUGAAUCUCGACAAGGUGCUCAACCUUGUCUUCAAGCUUCUCCCGUUCAACCCUGCCUUGGUGGGACCCUUGAAACUAGGCAGAGUGCACAGCCUUGUCUUCAAGCUUCCCCUGUUCAACCUUGUCUCAAUGGAGAGGCUGCAAGCCGCCAAGCAGUACAACCAUGCCUCCAGGCGUCUCCAGUACAACCAUGUCUAAAUGCCGCUCGCCAGAAUUCUCAAGCUGUACAACCUUGCCUUAAUGGUGCCCCUGCUAACCCUCAACAACAGCAACAGCCUCAAUCCCAAAAUCAAGCUCAGUCGCUCGACUCCUCGUCCUCUCAAGACUUCCUCAGCUCUGAAUUUGGUAGCUUGAACGCUCUAUCACGUCAGCUCAAUGCGGGUGCUCUAUCUCCAUGCGGUAACGCUAACGUUCCCUCUACAAGAGCUUCUGCGCAGCCCUGUCUGAAUGCAGCGGCAGCCCAGCCAUGCGCAGGCGGUCCUACUGGAGCACAAUUGCAGACACCUAUUCAGUUUCAGACCGACUUUCUACAGCCAGCGCUUAAUUUACAGGCAGGAUUGCAAUUCCAACCCGAAACUCGACAAGGACUUCAACCUUGCGCCCAAUCUGAAUCAUUUCAGCCUUGCGUCAGCGCCCACGCCGCUUCCGAUCAACCCUGCGCUCAUGCCGUACCUUUACAGUCAAACUUGAAUGCCGCUCCAUGUUCAAUAAACUUUCAGGCUCUCCAACCACAGCUGCAGUUACCCUUGGCGCCGGCCCGUAGUUUAUCAGAAACGGUGAGGAGACUUUUCAACCUGAACUUCUCGUUUAAUAGGGGUUUAGGGGCUCAGUCACCUUUAGUUCGACCUCCUCUAGUACUAUCCUCAAUCAACCGCAAAGCUUCCGCUGUAGUAUCACCCUGUUUGAAAGCUGACCCUGUAGCUAAAUUUGCUCCUCAACCAUCUACACAAAGUACUCCAAUUACCCAAAUAAAUCCCAGUAGCAGUCGAUCGUCCCUAUUUAAUUCUUUGAACACUCUGGAAGAUUCCAGGCUUUAUCAGCCCAAGUCGGGUCACGACAAAACAUUGCAGAAAAUUAGUUCCCGACCAAAAAUAACAAGUAACGCUCCUAAUAACGCACGAAGCUUUACAUCGACCAGCAGCAACACCACCACAACUUACACUCUUAAAAACACUCCUAAACUUACUCCCAAACACACCGCUAGCCAUCAAGGAGGCGAGCGUCUAUCGAUCGAAGGUACCAUUGCAAGUCUCGAAAGUAUACCCAUCUCUGAUGAACGUGCCCGUGCUUCUCUGAACCUCGGGCCAGCUUCAAGAUAUGACUCUAGUCCCCUUUUCAACGCUCAUCACUCUCCUCAGCAACAAUUACGAAACUCAAUAAACGAUUUCUGGGUAAACAACCCUUCUCGAGAAAGUCGUGGUUAUAAGUAUAUGGUCACCACUAACUUCCCUGAUGUCAAUGAACUUUAUGGAGAUGUCAAAGAUAAAUUGACAGCAACCAAAAGAAGUAAUUCAGAAAAUGUAGAUAGUAACAUAUCAAUGCCACAGUCGUUUCCCGAAAAAGUUUCCUUCUUCCGAAUCCCAGCCGUGGAUGACGACGAGUUUGUCACCAUUGCUCAACAAACAGAAAAUGAGAUAAAUAAAAAUAAACAGAGAAGUAGAAACAUCAGCACACCGGAAUUCCAUAAAAAAUAUCAAAAGACUGAAGUCAGUAAUCCUGUCGGCUUAGUUAGAGUAGAAGAAAAAUCGAAAAAACUUACAACAUUAGCAGUUAGACCCACGGAACCCACAAGAAACCCUAAAAACGAAGCACAAAAGAGGACCUUUGUGACAAACGAAGGUCUCGACCUUUCCAGGUUACGACAAAAAUCGGCAAGAAUGGGGAAAGAUUCCCAAUUUCCCCAGCUAACUUAUACCAAAGAUCCUAGUUUUGACUCCUUAGUUCAAUCCAUAGAGAGAAUUUAUAAAACAAAGCAACCUUCAUUAGCUGCACAUCUCCAGAAAAAUGCCACUAACAAUUCCACUAUUGCUCAAGCUCCCCACAAAACCGAAAAUAAUAAAAACCUAGGAAGAGGCAAUGUUAAAUUUCAAGAGCAAGAGCUGAAAAAUCCUCAAUCUAAUAACGCAUAUCGAAAGGAACCUUCAGUGGUUAAAGUAACUAAUCAAACGUAUCUCCAAAACGGUAACGUCCCUAACGGAAUUCCGAAUAAAAACAUAAAUGCAAACAUUCCACAAAGGUCCAAUUCCAAGGAAAAAACUGUCAUCACACUUCAGCCCAAUCAGGUAAACGGUAAUAACUCAUUGCAACAAGUGCAACCUGCAGUAAACGAAACUAUAGAUGAACACAAAUGGCAGAUGGAAAGACAAAAGGCGGAAAUUAAAAGACUGCAAAAUUGGCCAAUGAAUGAUGGCAUACAUAGCAUAGAAGGAUUACACGAUGAUUACGUCGCUGUGGCCAGAAAAUUGGAUAGUGAAAUUGAACGUCACAAAGUUAACCAAGACUCAGCCGUUCCGGAACAUUAUGAGAACAUUGAAGUCACUGAUCCAACAACUAAUACCAAAGAAAGAAAAAAAGUCGAAACCCAUACCAAAAAGUAUCUAGAAAAAAUUGAAGAUCCCACAACUCAUUCGUACGAAGAAAGUACAGAGAAAGUUGAAAAACAAAACGAGAAAGAAAAUGAAGAAAUUGAAAGUUACGCUAACUUAGAAAUGAUGUCAAAAGAGCAUGAGGCGUUAAUAAAUAAUAUUACCAUAAAAGAUCCGAAAUCAUCAGAUGAACAACAAGCUGUCCAAAAAGUACAAACUGUACAAAAACCACUACCAGCAGCAAAAUCAGUUACUAAGCUUCCUCAUCAGGUAGAACUUAUUAAAACACCAACAACUGGAAUUCUAACAACGACUCAAAGAAAUGACUUCGUUGUAACGUUGAAAGACAUUCAACCAAACAAAGCAGUUUUGUUUGAUUACAAAAAAUGGGACCUGCCCGAUGGUUUGUUGAAAGGUAAAACACCCAUUAACCAGAAGCAAGCGGUUGAGACAGUUACACAAGUAUCAAAAGUCGCUGAACCAGGAAAACUAGCAAAACCAGCAAAAUUUGUAAUACAGCAGGUUGACAAAAACACUGACUUCGAAAUAAUGUCGACAACGCCAAGAAAUACGUUUUCUAUUAAAUCAAUCGAAAAUUUAGUGAAAGAUAAAGAUUCGUUUGAUUUCGCCAACUGGGAAAACAAACUAGAUCCCCGUUCCAAAGAAAAUUAUCACAGCAAAGAAAAUCAAAGGGGUUCAUACGAAAAUCCGUCAUCUUUAGAAAAUUACCAAUCGAGUUUUGAAAAGAGCCAAGAGACUCACUCCAAAGAAAAUAAUUAUCCCAGUUGGGGUAGAAAGACAAACUCCCAACAACGACCUGAGCACCUAAACAGAUACAGAGGUAGUCAAAAAUUUGCUCCGCCUGGAAAAAGCUAUAGUUUCAAAUUGACCGACAAACCAAAUUCUCGAGAACGAACAAAAAGCUCUGAAUCCAAAUACAACGCGGAUAUGAUGUCUUUGGAACAACCCAGAUCAAUUGAAAGUGACGAAGAUGAAGAAAUCGAGCCUUUAUCGUACGAAUAUACGGCCAAAUUCGAACCAAUGGCAGCCUCCGAAGCAAAACAACAGUCCAAAGCACUAAAUGACCCUACUAACAAACCUGUCGCUCACUAUCGCACAACACCACCAGAAUAUCGCAAUGCUUUAACAAACACAAAAAAUUCUAAUAAAAAUGAAAGUAAACCUGUUCCACAGGUACUCGGCAGUAACUUUAGAGCCACCAAUUUGCCUGUCCGUCACAGUACGUUCGCGAAUUAUCCAACCACUUUGUCCGACUAUGGAUACGGUCGACUACAAGACAACGAUUAUGCAACGACCAGUCUAUAUCACAGGAGACCGUCCACUUCAUCAUAUAAUUCUAAUAAUUACAGGUCUACAGAAAGAAUACGACAACGUCCACAGACGGAAAGAGAUUUUGAUUAUUCCAAGGAAUACAAGGAGUCACCGUCGCCAGUAUCUCUAGAAACUGAUUAUUUCAAAUCGUUAGACGAUUAUGAAGCCGAUCCACCGCCAAAAUCUUACUAUAAUUACAAGACUAUUCCAGACGAUUACAACGUUUACAAACCUCCCAAACAGGAGGAAGCUGUUCAAAACAAUGAAGAUGCUCAGGAUGUCAACAGGAAUAACCAUCGAAGGGUAAGCAGACGACCUGCGAAAUACAACAUCACUGUCGGAGGUCCUGACGAAUCAGCUCCAAAAAUACAUCAAAUCAAUAGAAAUCUAGCAAUAAAUGACAGAAGUAGAAGAAUAAGGCAAAGAAAUGCUAAUUAUUUGCAGGAGAAGCCUAAAUGGAGCGUGGAACAUGGGACGAACAUUGGAAUAAACGAAACUCCAAAAGUAAGUACAGAAAAUCCUCACAGAAGAAGAAGACAACCGAAAAAAGAGAGAAGUACAAUUGCAAGUGAUGUAAAUAAUGUUCCCCAACGUAGACGUGUUUCACGAAGGCCAUCGCGUCAACAGGGUAUUCAGCAUCAAUCUCAACAGGAACAACCCCCUCUUACAACAACUGAUGCUUCAAAUUCUUUCAUAGCAGGCAGCACACCAGCUCAACUGAAUGAACCGGAAAUAGGAGAGCAAUUGAUGUUCCGUCCGUUGCCAUUUGACAUUGAAACUUUGGCCUCAGAGAAAAAAACGACUGUGGUAAAGUAUGAUCUGGGAGAUAUAAAGAGAAAAACGAAAAAAGUUACAAAGUACGACAUCAAGAGCCAAAAAAGGGCGAAAAGACAUACCCACAGUGAGGAAAUGCUUGACGACGAAGAAAAGGAAAGGAGGAGAAGGAGGAGGAAUAAGAAAAAACGUCCCGCUUAUUAUGAUGAGAAAGAAUUCGAAAAAGAACGGAACAAAGAUGUUCGUACCCUCGAUUAUUCGGGGAGGAGACCUCGACGCAGAAAAUCGAGAAGGGGUGGUAGUGGAAGAUCAUUUUCGGACGUGGUGGAUGGAUUUUUCGAUUCCGACGAAGAGAAACCGUUCUCGAACGGAGGAAGCGAGGGCGUGCUCGAUAAACUAAGUCAAAUAAAAGUGCCGAAAGCGAAGCCCGUAGAUUAUUCCCAAUUUGAGAAGUUUAACGUCCAAGAUGACGAGCAGGGACUGUCACCGAAGGCUUACGUUAAGUCAAAGGAGAGCAAAACAGCUUAUAUUUUUGGGAUUAAUUUCUAACCAGAAGCGCUGAGUGGGCCGGAAUAUUUGCUUACCAUUUCCUAUUGUAACUAAAUUUCAGACGAAAAAAGCAAAGAUGGCACAAGAAUAUGACAAGCUCUGGCAAUCAAACGUGUGCACAUACUAUGACAAAAGGCACCAACACUUACGAAUCAGACAGCAUGGCUUCUUAUCAAAAAAGCAUUUCAGGUAUCUUAGAGAAUUUAAGGACUCAACUUGAGGAUUUACAUCAACAGAUUGAACAUCAAAAAACACAUCGACAAUAAUAG